Messenger RNA from Myodes glareolus (Bank vole), 939 nucleotides. RefSeq names its product olfactory receptor 2B11-like. NCBI's taxonomy places the organism in Eukaryota, Metazoa, Chordata, Mammalia, Rodentia, Cricetidae. The record is from RefSeq and is a predicted model, not a curated record. Gene Ontology annotation, molecular function: olfactory receptor activity; G protein-coupled receptor activity. Gene Ontology annotation, cellular component: membrane. Gene Ontology annotation, biological process: G protein-coupled receptor signaling pathway.
AUGGUAGUCAUUAAUGCAACCCACCCUGAAGAGUUUAUUCUGCUUGGCUUUGCCAACCAUCCUUGGCUGGAGCUCCCUGUCUUCAUUAUUCUUCUGGUAACAUAUCCGCUAGCCAUGUUUGGGAAUGUUGCCAUCAUUCUUGUGUCCACCUUAGAACCCCGUCUUCACAGUCCCAUGUAUUUCUUCCUCACAAAUCUCUCCUUUCUGGACAUGUGCUACACCACAAGCAUUGUGCCUCAGAUGCUGUUCAACCUGGGAAGCUCCAGAAAGACCAUAAGCUAUGUGGGGUGUGCAAUUCAACUUUAUUUAUUUAGUGGAAUGGGGGGCACAGAGUGUCUUCUUCUGGCUAUUAUGUCUUUUGAUCGCUACGUGGCCAUCUGCAGACCUCUGCACUACUCCCUGAUAAUGAACCAUCGUGCAUGCACUCUGUUAGUGUGCGUCAUGUGGCUCUGUGGAAUUGUCUAUGCAAUCUCAGAAGCCACACUUACGUUACAGUUGCCACUUUGUGGCAUCAAUACACUGGAUCACUUAUUAUGUGAGAUUCCAGUUCUGAUAAAGACUGCUUGCGGUGAAAAAGAGACAAAUGAGUUGGCACUUUCUGUGGCAUGCAUUUUUAUACUAGCUGUUCCUUUAUGCUUAAUACUUGCUUCAUAUAUUAGUAUCGGACAUGCUAUACUUAGGAUUAAGUCUUCUGAGGGAAGGACAAAGGCCUUUGGUACAUGUUCCUCUCAUCUCAUAGUAGUUUCCUUAUUUUAUGGCCCAGGAAUAAGUAUGUACCUUCAGCCUCCCUCCUCUAUCUCAAGGGACCAACCUAAGUUCAUGGCUCUCUUCUAUGGUGUGGUGACUCCUACACUCAACCCAUUUAUUUACACUUUGAGGAAUAAGGAUGUAAAGGGGGCAUUAGGCAAUUUGGCAAGAAGGAUUUUAUGUUAUAGGUGA